AUGGGCGACGCUGUGCUCUUCUCCUUUGUUCUCUUCCUGGGCGGCCAGUGGGGCGCAGAGCCCUACUCUAUCUCUGUGACCGAAGGUGUGGAGAACAAGUUUUCCUCAGAUUCAAAGCAUCUCGAUGAAGAUUUGGCUAAGCUCUUUGAUGAGAUCCUGCUGCAGGUGUUUCCCAGAAAUCUAGACGAUGUAUCAAAAGAUGCAAGAACAGCUGGCAGACUGAUGAUGACAGGGAGAGACGUGAAUGAAACUCAUCUCCACUAUAUUGGCUUCAAUGACUCUGAAUUUGCAUCAAGUUCACAUCAAGUUCAGCAAGAGGAACACUUGGCUAAGCUAUUUGAUCAUCUUGCUGAGGAGAAUAAGGAGUCAUCUCUAUUCAACAGGGAUGUCAACCGUCAAUUAACUACCACUGACAACAGGAUACAGCAAAGAAACACUCAAGGCGCCUACACCAGCAGUCUCCCCUGCGGGCAGCUGCUGAGCUUCCUACAGAAGAACAUCAUUGUUGCCACCGUAGCUAUGGCCAGCAUCCUCCUGGCCACUGUGUUUACAGUGCUGCUCGUGCUCACGUGUAUGAGGCAGAAGCAGCCAAGGUAUCCUCCAGUGAGCACGACAUACAAUAUUUUUAUAAUGAGCGGGAAGGAUUGGUGGCAAAGGGCUCAGGAAAAGCGCUUCAGAAAACUCUCAGGAAAGCAGAAGCACCUGAAUAGUGGCAACUCUUUCGUCUAA
This is a messenger RNA of Psammomys obesus (fat sand rat), 729 nucleotides long. RefSeq names its product chromosome unknown C2orf92 homolog (gene CUNH2orf92). NCBI's taxonomy places the organism in Eukaryota, Metazoa, Chordata, Mammalia, Rodentia, Muridae. The coding region runs from base 1 to 729 and encodes 242 amino acids. The transcript is spliced from 7 exons. The record is from RefSeq and is a predicted model, not a curated record.